Molecule: messenger RNA, 1860 nt
Organism: Geodia barretti
Lineage: Eukaryota; Metazoa; Porifera; Demospongiae; Tetractinellida; Geodiidae
Source: the annotation of a GenBank genome assembly
UUGCUGUGGGCAGACAAAUAAACUGGAUUGCACGAUCAUCCCAAUUGCGUUAGCUACAAGCAGGAUGUCGGGAAUGCACAAAGUUUGUCUGAUCGUUAUCGUUCUCCUUGUGGUGCAAGGAACCCGUGGCAACACCCUCGGAGUGGCACCGUCUCUAAGAGAAAUGUGGGCUGAACUGAUGGGGGGAACAUCCACGACAGCAGGUGUCUGCGGCAAGGGCUGCUACGUGGAAAUCGCCGGAACGGCGCAUUUCUUCGAAUACCAAUAUUUUGACAAGACAAACCCGUGCAAAGAAUAUAUUUGCGACACCGCUAGUGGAAAUGUGGUGACGCAGAUGAUCACUUGUGCUGAUGACCAACCUUGUGAAAGUCAGACACAAAAAGUGUUUUUGCCAGGAAAAUGCUGCCCCCAAUGCAGAGGUGUAGAUGUAGAUGUGCCGAGAGUUACAGAGUGGUCCGAAUGGACAAAGUGCAGUGAAACAUGUGGCCUAGGACAGAGAGCAAGAAGCAGGACCUGCAUCGUACCCGAGAAUGUUCCAAACGUGGGGGAUUGUUCAGGAGUCCCACUGCUGGAGUUUGGAACAUGUAACCUCACUCCCUGCCCUGUUGACUGUGAAUGGGAGUAUGGAAGGUGUGAGAGGUGUUCGGUAACCUGUGGAAGUGGGACAAAACUGUGUCCACCAGUCAUCAGACAGAAACCACAUCACGGAGGAAGAGAUGCCCUGAUUUUGUUCGCAAUGAAGAGUCACAACUACUUGAGUGCACGGAUCUUGGACCUUGCCCACCUGUUGACUGUGUAAUGGAGUAGGGAAGGUGUGAAGAGUGCUCGGCAUCUGUGGCGUGGAGUGUGGACACGACAGUGUACACCAGUCAUCACACAGGAACCACAGCAUGGAGGAGGAUUGUCCUGCGUUCGUUCGGCCAACGGACGUCAAAACUGUUAGAGUGCACCGCCUGCGACCUUGCCACCCCUGGUGACUGCGAUGGGAGUAUGGAGACUGUGACAGUUGCUCGGUCACCUGUGUUGGUAAAGGGAAUCACUUCUGUCAACCAAUCAUUACGCAACAACCACAGCACGGAGGAAGAGAAUGCCCUGAUUUUGUUCGCAAUAGACAGUCACGACUACUGGAGUGCACCCAUCCUAAACCUUGCCCUGUUGACUGUGAGUGGGAAUACAGAGAUUGCAGCUCCUGCUCACCAUCUUGUGGCUCUGCAACCAAGACCUGCACUCCAUUCGUCACUAGAGCUGCAGAAAAUGGAGGAGAGGAAUGCCCUGUGAUUGAACCGGUGGAAGUGGAGUGCACUGAUCUUCCAGAAUGCCCCUGCCCUGAGGGUUAUCAUGAGUGUACAAGAAUAGACGGCAAAAAAGGCGUGCUUACGUGACACAGUAGACACAACUGUGAAUGCCUUCUGGAAAGCCGGAGUCGUCGUCUGGACUGGGACGGUGACUUCAUACGUGAUGACUGUGACAAUUGCCCAAAGGUUAUAAAUCCUGGUCAAAAAGAUAGUGACAGCAAUGACAUAGGUGACGAAUGUAACUUAUGGCUGCUAGAGAGCAAGAGCUGAUGGCCCCAAUUGAAGGAGAUUGCUGCUGCAGUAAGUAAUGGAGAAGUUGGUGGAAAUGUACUACAUAAAUAAUAAGAACUUUGUUGUUGAAGGGUCAAGACUUAUAGCCAGCUAGUUAGAGUUUACGUAGAGUUUACAGUGACAGUUUUGUAUUAGCCAUGUCAUGCACAGCAAGGGCGACAGUUAGCUACUUGGUCUAUGAAAGUUUGUGUAAUAAUCUGUUAUUCAACAUCACAAUCAUUUUGCAGUGAAUCAGAUUCUCAGCGGUGGUCAAUAUUAUUAUGUGAACGAUUUG